UUUUCUCUUUUUCAGGGACAAAAAGGAGAGCAUGGCUCACCAGGGCAAAAUGGGAGUGGCGUGAUUAAGUUUAUUGAUACCCCAGAAAACUGUACCCAGAGCAGCGCUGGCACUGUUAGAUACAACACUACUCAGAAGACUUUGCAACUCUGCGAUGGAAGUGUUUGGCUGUCAUUGUUGACUGCUGGGAUGGGGUACACGGCAGAUAAGCCAGGCCGCCAUUGUUUGGAUAUUUUGCAUUCAGGUGAGUCUUGAGACGUGCAGAAAAAAUAGGUAAGAAAGACAGGUGAUCAAAAAACCAGGCCUUUUAGAAAGUCUCCACUUCAAAAAAAAAACGUUCUCUUGAGAAUACCAAUUACAUCAUUAAUUAAGACUUUUUUUCAAUUAACAAGAUGUUUAUUUCCGAUCAGGUCAGAGCCGUGGAAACGGGCUUUACUGGAUCGAUCCAAACGGUGGCUCGAUAGAUGACUCGUUCCAAGCUUUCUGUGACAUGGAAACUGAUCAUGGCGGUUGGACCCUGGUUGCCACAAAGGUCUCUCCGAACUUUCUCUUCAUCAAAUCUGUAUUCUCAGCAGUGGCCGCGAAAACUACGAACGCAGAUGCCGCGAGUCAUAUCCACCCAAGCAUGUUGGACUGGAAAGAGGUAAUGUUCCGCUUUGCUGACGUCAACAGUCCCCGGGUUAUUUACAACAGGAAGGUGGGCGCAACGAACAAAGACAAAGAAGAAUUCGACAAGUUCUUAAUGGGCACGAUCAUGCAGGUGGGAAAGAACGUGUACGGAUUUCACAAGUACAGCCCAAGAGAUCUCAAAAGAAGUCCUACUGAAAGAUUUGCCACAAUUUCUCCUCUGUAUUUCUAUUCGGAGAGGGGGAUCUCGGAAGCUCACACUGGCACAGACAAGUGGUUUGACAUUUGGAAUACAGCUGACAUCUCAAACAACUACAUCUACUUAGAUGACAGCAAGGCACAGGGUACCAAGUGUAUCGCGGGCUACUGUUAUGUGAGGAAGCCAAUCUGGGUUAUGGUCCGCUAG
Messenger RNA from Porites evermanni, 1033 nucleotides. The record is from the annotation of a GenBank genome assembly. NCBI's taxonomy places the organism in Eukaryota, Metazoa, Cnidaria, Anthozoa, Scleractinia, Poritidae.